GAGGGGCUACAUGAUGUGGACCCCUCAGCUGUUUUGAGAGGGUUCAUGGAAUCAUGUUAAUUUUUUAUUUAUUUUGUAACCAUUAACAAUGUAGUAUGGUAGUUGUAAGAGUAUAUUCGAUUCAUUAGUAUAUCAAAGAAGACAGGGGAUCAUGCAUAAUGUAAACGGGAACUGGUAAACCUACAGAAUAAACCCUCCCAAGGCAUUGGAAAGUUUCCUGAUACUUGAGGCGCUCAUGGGGAGUUUUGUACUGGUGUGCCUUCGUUCCUGGAAGAGGCCAGACUAGUUGGUUAGUGCGAGGAGUGUGCUUUGCCUGUCAUCGGUAUUGCCUUGUCCCUAUCUACAGAGACACUCUGGCUGUAACGGUGUCCGCUGAAGGGCAUUACGAGCCUGGCCGUAACGUUAGCUGAAACUUGACGCCGUCGAUCCCGGUUGUUGUUCUGUGGAGUGGGUUUAUUUGAAAUUAUAUUCCGAUUACGGUCCAAUUCGGAACGAUCAGAGACAGAAGGCUGGGAUUAGACACAGGGGAGAAAUUGGGUGAAAGAGCGCGUUACGCCGCAGAAUCGCAGUAGGCUACAUUGCAUCAAGUAGUUGUAGCUGAUAACGCUAGUAAAUAACAGUAUUACUUUACUGAAAUACCAGCGGGAGACGAUUCAGGAAUUUAUUGUAUUCGAAGUUUUUCUUCAAACCGUUUGCCGUUUUCAAGGACAUUUGUGGGAGGCUUGGGGAAGGUGCACACCUCUGUCUGUGUGUGCUGCCUCCACAUCAGAUCGGACUGCAUCAGAAUCACAACAACAACAACAACAACAACAACAAUAGUCUGAAACUCAAAGGUGAUCCCGGUGCAGUGACUGUCCUGUGUCGUCUCUCUGCGCCCCUGUAUGUCCCCUGGCCUAUCAUAAAGACGCUGAGCUCAGGGACUUCGCUGUUGUAGGACCCUAUGGCUCUGGGCCUUCCAUCCUCCUCCAUUGGCCUUUGGUCACGGCUGGCUGAACGGCUGCUGCUGGGACCAUUGCUGGUCCUGCUGGUGUCUGGGCUGGGCAUGGCCCUAGGUCAGAGGGUUUACACCAACACAUGGGCCGUCCACAUCGCUGGAGGACCAUACGAGGCUGACCGCAUUGCCAGUAAACAUGGCUUCGUCAACCAUGGCAAUGUAUUUGGUGACCUCUAUCACUUCCGGCACCGUUCUGUGGAGAAGAGGUCUCUGUCGGAUCACCGAGGGACGCACGUCCGUCUACAAAAAGAGCCUCUGGUGAUGUGGGCAGAACAGCAGGUGGUGAAGAGUAGGAAGAAGAGGGACAUCUACACGGAGCCCUCAGACCCCAAGUUUACCCAGCAGUGGUACCUGUACAAUACUAAUCAUCGUGACCUGAAUGCCAAAGGUGCAUGGGAGCUGGGCUACACUGGGAAGGGAGUGGUGGUGUCCAUCCUGGAUGAUGGUAUAGAGAAGAACCACCCAGACCUUAUAUCAAACUAUGACCCAGACGCCAGCUAUGAUGUGAACGAUGGAGAUCCAGACCCUCAGCCACGAUACACACAACUCAACGACAACCGGCAUGGGACUCGUUGUGCAGGCGAGGUGGCAGCGAUGGCCAACAAUGGGAUCUGUGGAGUCGGAGUGGCCUACAACGCCAAGAUUGGAGGAGUGCGUAUGCUGGACGGCGAGGUGACAGACGUGGUGGAGGCCCAGUCUCUCAGUCUGAACCCACAGCACAUCCACAUCUACAGUGCCAGCUGGGGCCCCGAGGAUGAUGGGAAGACGGUGGAUGGGCCCGCCAAGCUCGCCAAGGAGGCCUUUCUACGCGGAGUGACCGAGGGUCGUGGGGGCCUGGGCUCCAUCUUUGUGUGGGCGUCAGGGAACGGCGGGCGUGAGAAGGACAGCUGUAACUGUGACGGCUACACCAACAGCAUCUACACCCUGUCCAUCAGCAGCUCCACCCAGAAUGGCAACGUGCCCUGGUACAGUGAGGCCUGCUCCUCCACCCUUGCCACAACCUACAGCUCUGGCAACCUCAACGAGAAACAGAUAGUGACAACGGACCUCAGACAGAAGUGUACUGACACCCACACAGGCACAUCCGCCUCGGCUCCUCUGGCUGCUGGGAUCAUCGCCCUUGCACUGGAAGCCAAUAAAAACCUGACAUGGAGGGACAUGCAGCACUUGGUCGUGAGGACCUCUCAUCCCGCCCACCUCCUCACCAACGACUGGAAUACCAAUGGGGUCGGCCGAAAAGUGAGCCAUUCAUAUGGGUAUGGUCUGCUUGAUGCCAGUGCGAUUGUGACUCUGGCUGAGAACUGGACCAACGCUGGGCCCCAGAAAAAAUGUGUGCUGUCCAUGGUGGCAGAGCCCAGGAACAUUGGGAGCCACCUGCUGAUCACCAAGACAGUGGACAGCUGUGUUGGGACAGCCAACCAUGUGAGCUCCCUAGAACAUGCCCAGGCCCAGCUCACCCUCUCCUACAACCGUAGGGGCAACCUGGGCAUCUACCUGACCAGCCCACAGGGCACCCGCUCCACACUGCUCGCUCCCAGGCCUCAUGACUACUCGUCAGAGGGCUUUAAUGACUGGGCUUUCAUGACCACACACUCCUGGGACGAGGACCCUCGGGGGGAGUGGACCCUGGAGAUGGUAAACGUGGCAGGGGCCAGCGACUAUGGCACUCUGACUCAGUUCACCCUGGUGCUGUAUGGUACAGGCUCAGACUCUCCCAGCUCCACAGCCAAGGACCUCUCUCAGUCCAGUAACGGCAGCUGUAAGACUUUUGACCUACAGCAGAUCUGCAUUGAGUGCAAUGGUGGCUACUACCUCUUCCAGCAAGGCUGUGUGAGGGACUGUCCAGCCGGCUACACCGCAGGCUCCCAGCUCCUCAAUUAUACCAUGGGGAACUCUGUGGAUCCAGCCUCGAUCCCCUCCUGCCUGCCCUGCCAACCCCCCUGCCUGACCUGCAGUGGCCUCAGCACCUGCCUCUCCUGCCCCCCUCACAGCCACCUGGACCCUGUGUCCAGCACCUGCCUGCACCUCAACCAGAUCCAGAGGGAGUCCCCUGGCAACUUCAUGGUGGGCCAGGGCAACACCGGUCCCCGCCCAGAGCUCAGCUCCCGCCUGCCCGUCACCAUCGCCGUGCUCAGCUGCAUGAUCAUCAUGGCCACCUUCGCUGGGGUGUUCGUUCUGCUGCAGCUGAGAUCUGGAGUCCUGGCCAAACUGCCCUCACUGGAGGAGGCCGGCUCAGGCCUGAGGGGGGGCUUCGGCCUGGGGGGCAGCAGCAGAAUGGUGUCGUACCGCGGUAUCCCUACAGUGUGGGGCGACGAAGGGGUGAACACUGACUCCGACAACGAUGAGUUUGACGUCCACAAUGAGAAGACUGCCUUUAUCAAAACACAAAGUGCUCUUUAACCCCCCCCUGUCUUUGUAUUCCUGCUUUCUACAGCCCCCACCCCUCCCCUAAUCACUCUGACUCGUCUAAUUCUGGGCUCCCUGUCCUCAUGUUCCCCUCCUCUGGUUUCUCUUUCCCUGUUUCACUCCCUCGUUCUUCCUCUCAUCGGGUUUCAUUCCCCAGGUUUAGUGUUCCACUCUGUAGUGGGUGACCUGAUGGGAGACUGGAGUCACGUGGAACAGGGAUGGCCUGGGUGCGCUCGGCGCUCGCUUCACACUCGGGUGCUUUUCUAUUAAACUGUCUCUCUGUGCCCUUUCGCCCUCAAUCACCAUCAGACAGUGUUUUCUGAACACAGCCCAUUUCCUGGACGUCUCCAGGGUUUCCCUGUCACAAUAAACAAACCAUUAUUGUUUGCUCUCUUUUUUUUCUUCUCCAGUGCAGUAGCCGGAUGAGAUUGUAAAUUGGGGGUACACAGCUGUGCGCGUGCUGAGUAGACAGCGAGAUCGGGGUAGGGUCAGGUUCUGAGAAGCCACAGCUUGAGUCCUCAUAGUCCCAGUGUUUUGGUGAAUCAGACCCAGGCUCUCCCAGAGCUACUGUGUGUGUCCAUGCUGCAGUAUGAGACUUUAUCUCUUAGCUCUGGCUGGAUACAAGGCUAUGAGUCAUGAGACUAGCAACACUCACUCUACCCCCAGCAUGGAAUUCAGGAGGCGUUCUGCUUAUUCCGAGCGGUUUAGGAAUGCUGGAUUCAUGUGAUUCUGAGGGUUAUAUAAAGUCCCCUGACCUCCGCCCCUCUCUGUUCUCCAGUGGGGGGGGGGGGUCGGACUGAGUGCUUGCUCGCUGCCAGAUCCACAAAGAUAGGUCAGCAGUUCACCCAGCUACGCCUCCACACUUUACUGGGCCUCAGAAUUUAGACCAAAAUAAUACUGCCUCUAUGAUUUGAAACCCCAUUCCCAAGAAAAAAGUACCUAUGAAUAAUUACAUUGGCUUUCCACUUAAGUCUUAUAAUUGCUCAACUACUGAGGAUGAAAGUGGUAGUGAGAUGUAUUGUGGAUGGGGCUCAGUACUGUAGAAGUGACUUUUUUAACACAAGGGUUCCUGUGGGCUUCUCUGAGCAGCUAUACAGGUAGUGAGAGGAGUGUGUGAUAGAGAGAAGGGUUUUACGCACUGCAGAGGAGAGAGAGAAUAACAAAGUCUGGCCAUGAUUACCAGACUGGGCACUUUACUCUCCCUACUCUGCUGCUCUUUUUAAUGCUGUUCAUCACACACACCCUACCUCGUUUCAGUAAGGUAUGUGUGUCUGAGUGUGUGCCGGCCAAGUGUGUGAGCAGGUGUCCAGUUGAGCAAAAGGAAGGAAUGACCACAUUAGGAAUACUAAGGAUGUGGUUGUGUUUGUAGGCUGAGUUAUGAUACUGGUUGGCCUAUGUAGUUUCCCUUUCCCUGUACUUUAAAUAUCUGCCUAUGUCAAAGAACUGAGGUUGGCUAUAAUAAGCAAACUUCUUUUGACAUCUUUUAUCUGUCAUUGAGACUUAUCACAGCUUCUCUCCACUCGCCCUCCAGUUGUCAUCAGGGAUGUCGAUGCCAACUAGAGAUAAUCUGUUUCAUAUACUUGCCAAUGAAUUAUAUCCUGAACGACACUACAGCUCAGAUGUGUUCCAAAGGAGUUUUUUUUCUCUACUCAAACUGUGUCUUUAUUGAAAAACUUUUGAGUGAAUUUUUGGCUGCAUAUCUUCCUUCUACAAUCUGUACCUCAUUAAUUCAUCCAUUGGACAAAUAUUGGAUCCAUCCAUCUUUUUUUUAUUCUAUUUUUACGUUGAAGUUAUUUUUCAUUUCCAGCAGAUAAUAGGGGGCUUCACUGAGAGGGGCUGUCAUAGUGACAAUGUGCAUAAAAGAUUGAUGCAACUGCUCAUCCUGUCCUCUCGCUCAGAUCACACAGCCAUGGCAGCAGAGUAUAUGUGUUCCAUAGCGAUGAUGAAGGAUUAUAUAGGUCAAAGGUGAACGCUUUUCAGAGAAGGAUAUUUCUUUUGAACUGUAGGAGUUUUCCUUACACUGAUUUACACUUCUACAGUAAUAAAGACAUUUCAGUCUUA
This is a messenger RNA of Oncorhynchus kisutch (coho salmon), 5461 nucleotides long. RefSeq names its product furin-1. Gene Ontology annotation, biological process: peptide hormone processing. Gene Ontology annotation, cellular component: trans-Golgi network; Golgi membrane. Bases 941 to 3394 code for a protein of 817 amino acids. The transcript has 17 exons. Lineage: Eukaryota; Metazoa; Chordata; Actinopteri; Salmoniformes; Salmonidae. The record is from RefSeq and is a predicted model, not a curated record. Gene Ontology annotation, molecular function: serine-type endopeptidase activity.